This is a messenger RNA of Trichoderma reesei QM6a, 906 nucleotides long. Its product is annotated as mPR-type GPCR. The transcript is spliced from 3 exons. NCBI's taxonomy places the organism in Eukaryota, Fungi, Ascomycota, Sordariomycetes, Hypocreales, Hypocreaceae. Gene Ontology annotation, molecular function: signaling receptor activity. Gene Ontology annotation, cellular component: membrane. The coding region runs from base 1 to 906 and encodes 301 amino acids. The record is from RefSeq and is a predicted model, not a curated record.
AUGAGUACUACGACGAACGGCACUGCACAGCAUCCAAAGACAAACAACCCCCGAACCGUAACGUGGCGGGAGAUUGCUGAAUGGCAGUUCGACAACAAGUAUAUCCUCACAGGCUAUCGACCGGAGAAGGCAGACUACCUGGAGAUAUUUACAAGCCUGACGUUUCUUCAUAACGAAACGUGCAAUGUAUACACGCAUCUAAUCGGUGCAGUGCUCUUACCGCUUGUCACACCUGUCCUCCUACGAUUGCUGGCAGAGCCUCGGUUCCUGAACGUCUCGUCCAUCGAUUAUGCCAUGUUUGGAGUUUACUUUGGGUGUGCGGAAAUAUGCUUGGUGCUGAGCGCACUCUACCACCUGAUGCAACCGCACUCGCAUCCGGUAGAGAUGUUUUGGCACGGAAUGGAUCUUCUCGGCAUCGUUAUCGUAACAGUGGGCACAUUCUCCUCCGGUAUCUACUAUGUCUUCUUCUGUGAAGCAAGACUGCAAAAGCUACAUUGGGCCAUUAUCUUAACUACAGGAACCGUCACUGGUGUUCUCAUCUCGCAUCCCCUGCUGCGAACGCCGCUCUGGCGAAAAGUCAAGGUGGGCGCCUUUGUUGUUUUUGGUGCCUCGUCAUUCAUACCCCUGCUGCAUGGAGUUCAGCGAUAUGGACUCGAAUACAUGCUACAGUACUCGGGGAUGAAAUGGUAUCUUGUCGAGCUUUCUUUCUAUGGCACCGGAGUUGGCCUUUAUGCGUUCCGAAUUCCGGAGCGUUUGGCUCCGGGGAGGUUUGACAUCUGGGGAAGCUCACACCAGAUCUUUCAUGUGGCCAUCUUAUGCGCAAUGGCCGCCCAUGUGACGGCUCUGCUGCAAGGUUUCACAACCUGCCACACACUGGAUGUAUGCAAGCUCCAGGGUGUUUAUUGA